This is a messenger RNA of Trypanosoma cruzi, 1209 nucleotides long. RefSeq lists its product as uncharacterized. The record is from RefSeq and is a predicted model, not a curated record. The coding region runs from base 1 to 1209 and encodes 402 amino acids. Lineage: Eukaryota; Euglenozoa; Kinetoplastea; Trypanosomatida; Trypanosomatidae. The transcript has a single exon.
AUGAGCGCUGAAGAGAGCUCGACGGUGUCGACCGCGUCGCUUUUGGCGGAUCAGCGAAAUAUGUUGGAGGGUAGCACGAGUGCCAACGCUGAAGUCAUUGCUGAAGUUGAAGAUGCAAAAAACGACUCGAAUAGGAUGCAGCGCAGGGCCUUGCGUGAGCAACAGCGUCUCCAUCGCAUUCAAGGCCGGUUGACUGACAUUAGUUUAAAUGAUAUAGCGACUCUUAGAGAUGGAGGGUACGACUUUUUCAUUGAAAACACGAUAGUUUGUAUUCGGGGCUCAUGCUCGCAAUUUGACGCUCGUGAUGGGAGAACAAAGUUGAUGCCGCCACUGACCCAUGACUGCUGUCAAACUUUCUCCACGAUUGCCGCCGUCGUUCUUUCCUCCCUUGGAUUGGCAGUGACCAUGCAAGAGUGCAGCGAUGUCUCAACCGUGAAUUACCUGUUGUACAUUUCGGCCUGGUUACAUCAAAUUUCAGCCCCGGUCUGGCCGCAGCGUAGGGCACGACCCACAGUUGGUGAUCUUAAUGCCGCUCUAAGACUUCGCGAGUUCUUCCCUAGUCGAGUAAAUGAGGGAGAAUUUGAGGUACUCUUUUAUAAUCAGCGAGAUCGAGCGAAGGAACUUGUGGAUCAGUUGUGCAGUACAUCCCGCGGCAGCAGAAAUGCCGAUGGUUCCUUAUCGGUCUGUGGUUACGUCAUCGCUUCGGGAGACUAUACCGUUUCAAUUUUCUCUCUGGCACAUGAUGUGAAGGGUCGCCCCAACGCACGCUAUAGUGAGGCGUGGAGUCUGUACAUCUGUGACUCACACGGCACACAACCUUGGUCUGGUGGCAAGGCCUGCCUGACCGGCAUCACCGUUGGAGUACCAAAAGCGGGUGCCGAGGUCAGCAACGGUGUGGUGGCGAAAGAGGAGGGACUGCGUUAUUUUGCCAUGAUCCUCUUUGCUCUACUCGAGGAUCAUAAGAGGAAGACAACAAGUUUGCAACAUGUUCCUUAUAUGACAUGGUCCCCCAUUAGGCGUCAAAGGGCAACCCUUUACACAGCAGAGGAAUUAAAAGGAAUUAUUGAUGACAGCUGGAUACCAUCCUUGAUGAAAAACAAUGUCAUUGCACGGGAAGCUAAAAAAUACAGCUUUUCACCCUUGAAGUGCUUUUUAGGUCUUUCGGCUUCCAAAACUGUGGUGGCCAACGGUGUGGCGGGAUCAAGUUGA